CCUCGAUCCGGCCGCGCGUCCAUCAAUCCAAAUCCACACUCAUAAUGUUGCUCUCUUCAUGACUUAGACGACUGCUUCAGCAUACGGCUUUCACGACCAUCUCACGAUCUAACGACUUGACGACAGCUCUUACGAAUAGCGCAUCGCGCCCAUACCCCUCUGCUAUCCUCGUCGCCUCUUGCUCCUCAUUGCAAUGGACCACGCAUACGCGGGUCAUCGCUACACUCCCUCUCCCCUCUCACGCUACUCAACACAAUACGGGAACGCUCACGCCAAUGAAGACAUCGAUCCAGACUACGAGGAGAGAAGGUUAGCAGACUUUGGCGGUGCUCAUUAUGACGACGUAGCGGACAGCAUCUCAGCCGUUGGCGGCUAUGCGCAUUCUCAACCACAUUCGGUCGCGGCAUACAACCCCUACUUUGCAGGAGCGCCUGCUCAUCCCCCACCACCUCCACGAUCAUCGGUAUCAUGGCCGCAGUAUGCAGCGCCAGGCCAUCAUCAUCAUGAUCCGUAUGGGAUGGCGCCUACCUACCACGACCCGUACGCCUAUGCCCACGCCCCUCCUGGGCGACCUCCAUCCAAUGUCUCAUCCAGCGACCACACCCUAACGCAUCCUAUCUCACUCUAUCCAGCAUCCCCUGCCUCAGAAACACCGCCGGCCAUCUUCGGCAUACAUGCAGCCCACCACAUACCCUCCUCACGCGGGCACAGCUCCUCGCCUAGGGGUGCCGCUGACCGACUCCCCUCCUUCCCACAAUGGAGUGCAACGUGGUAUGAUGGCCACCUGAGCGCGAAUGGUCAUGCCUACACCUCCAUUCGACCUCCUUCGGGCGUCUCAGGCUGGGAGAGCGAAACGAUGACGCGAUCAGGGAAGCACAGCUACAAUCGCCAACCCGGGGCAGGCACGCCCGGCUACGACGACUUUGUCAAGGAAGAGCGGAUCAAGAUGCUUGAGCGCAAAUUUGGCAAACCCAAAGUCAAGCAUCGCGGUGAAGACGAUGGCGACGAGGGAGCCGAGGAGGCAAAAGAGGCAGAGGCAGAUCCAGAUGCCGACCUGUACCCAGGCAGCGUGACGUCGCGAGGCACGCUGGUCUUGCCCUGGCGCAAGACUCUGCUCACCCUCAAGAUCAGCUUUGUCCUCUUCGCCCUCGCUGCAUUUCUCUGCGCCAUCCUAGAUCUGGUCGUCGUCAAGAUACCAACCUCAAGCGACACGCCUGCCAUCAAGAGCAGCUGGGGCUCUUACGUCGUCCAUGCGGCCAGUUUGAUCUGCGCGUUAGGGGCUACGUGGCUUUUCCUCUUCCGACCGUGCUGCUGCGACGCUGGGCGCAAGGCUGUGAAGAUGGGUGAUGGUGGGCCGGGGGCUAGGCCUGCCAGUGGCAUGGGUGGCAUGAUCAUCCCAGUGCUGGCUGGCGCAGGACCUCAGCAGGGCAAGGGCGGCGGUUUCUUUGGCAGAAAGAAGAAGGGACAGAUCAUGAUGGGUCCACAAGCGCCGCCGACAGUCAAUCUCAUAGUGGAUCCGACGAUGCUCGGUGGUGGGCGCCGCAAGGGAGACGAUCGCUCGGACGACGAUACGGACGACGGAAGCUCGGACGAAGAUGAUGAGUGGGACGCACUGCCAGGCGAGUUCCGCCGCUCCUCUCGCCAACGUCGUCGUCGCCGUAGACAUAGUCGUGGAGGCGGUGGCUUCCUGGCACGGAUGCGGGCGGAACGUCUUCACUCCUUGGCGCUUGGCUCUCUCCUACACACGCUGCUAUGGCUCACGGGCUUCUGCAUCGUCGUCCUCGCCGCUCUGUGUGCCGCUCUCUUCAUGAGUGGAGGCAAAGCGACGAGUUGCAGUGCGGGCAAGGCAGCUGGGGCGUCUACCUGGUGCAGCAUCUGGGCUUGUGAGCUCGCUAUGCUUUUCCUCGCCUUGUUUGCGGGCGUGGGAUAUGCGUGCUUUGGCAUCGUGGGAUACCGGUGCGGGAAGAGGAUGGCGGGGCGUAUUGGAAGAGAGGCCGCACUUGCGUGAUGCGGCGCCCGUCAAUGAAGCAAAGCCCUUCUGCCUCGAAUCGACUUUACUGAGUGAUGUGUUUGACAUUAGCAUUUCCAGCCACCCUAACACCCCUCCCUUCACGCUGCCGGAGGGGGCGGCGGUGGCGGUGCCGAUGUCGACUCUGCUGCAGCUCCUCCUCCCUGUCCUGCCUCGCCCACAUUCUUUGCCAACUGCUCCCAUUCGGCUUCGAUCCUCUGCUUGGCCCUUACAACCUUUGACUGCAUAUAAAACGAUCCUGAUCCACCGCCCUUUUGUCCUUUGGGCGCGGGCGGGGCAUUGACGGCGAAGAGGUGGUCGUACGUCUUUGCCAUCCUUUCUCUCGCAACCUCAAUUGCUUCUCCCU
Molecule: messenger RNA, 2375 nt
Organism: Jaminaea rosea
Lineage: Eukaryota; Fungi; Basidiomycota; Exobasidiomycetes; Microstromatales
Exons: 2
Coding region: 194-2008 (604 amino acids)
Source: RefSeq, a predicted model, not a curated record